This is a messenger RNA of Mycena citricolor, 219 nucleotides long. NCBI's taxonomy places the organism in Eukaryota, Fungi, Basidiomycota, Agaricomycetes, Agaricales, Mycenaceae. The record is from the annotation of a GenBank genome assembly.
GCCGAAGAAACCCCCGCGUGUCUGCGCCUAUUCACGGAGAAUCUGACUAGAAUCCACUACUCGCACGCCCAAGCUCAUCUGCACCGCAUUCAUUGCCUAUCUCCUCAAGGCUCGUGCACCCCGGAUCUUAACCGUCCCCUCGUUUUCGUUGACUGCGGAGGAAUGGAACCACGGCGCAAUGUGCGCUAUCGAGGUAUUGUCUCGUUGAUUGACAGAGAU